Cinclus cinclus is the source of this 1938-nucleotide messenger RNA. RefSeq names its product beclin 1 (gene BECN1). The record is from RefSeq and is a predicted model, not a curated record. The transcript has 10 exons. Gene Ontology annotation, cellular component: phagophore assembly site; phosphatidylinositol 3-kinase complex, class III, type I; phosphatidylinositol 3-kinase complex, class III, type II. Lineage: Eukaryota; Metazoa; Chordata; Aves; Passeriformes; Cinclidae. The coding region runs from base 625 to 1716 and encodes 363 amino acids. Gene Ontology annotation, biological process: autophagosome assembly; cellular response to nitrogen starvation; autophagy.
GGCGGGCGGCGCGAUGGAGGGAGCGCGGGCGGGCGGCGGCACCGCGCACGUCAGCUUCGUGUGCCAGCGCUGCUGCCAGCCGCUCAAGCUCGACACCUCCUUCAAGCUCCGCUGGUGACCGCCGCCCCUGCCAGGCCCGGGGACCUGCACGAAGAGGAGAGCGCCCUGACGGAGGAAGCCUUCGUGGAGAACCGGCAGGAUGGCGUGUCCAGGAGGUUCAUCCCGCCAGCCAGGUACAGCCACCGCCACGCUCCUGUCAGGCCCGGCCCAGUUUGGAGCCUGGCCUCUUCCUCCGGGCAGCUUGAGCCGACGCUGUGGCAGCACCUGAGAAAGCUCUCCCCAUGGCGGGGGGACACACUGAAUAGCUCGUGUGAUCCCCUAGAGUUUCCCCUGCAGGAUCCCUGUGGCCUUCGGGCUCCUUGUCAGUUUGAACAUGGAACUGCACAGUCCUUGGGGCACUGCUCAGCUGCGGGUCAACGCAAACCUGACAGGGUCCCUAAAAAACAUUGGUUGCCCCAGCCUCCUGCUCUCCCUGUUACCUGAUUCAGCCCCAGAUUUUGGUCUGGCGCUUGAGCUGCCUCCCCUCAGCACUUAGCACUUAUCUCACUAACGUUCUUUCAAAGAAUGAUGUCAACGGAAAGUGCCAACAGUUUCACGCUGAUCGGAGAGGCCUCGGAUGGUGGCACCAUGGAAAACCUCAGCCGGAGAUUGAAGGUCACUGGUGACCUCUUUGACAUCAUGUCUGGGCAGACGGAUGUGGAUCACCCACUGUGUGAGGAAUGCACAGACACUCUGCUGGACCAGCUGGACACACAGCUUAACAUCACAGAGAAUGAGUGCCAGAACUACAAGAGAUGCCUGGAGAUACUGGAACAGAUGAAUGAGGAUGAUAAAGAGAAGCUGCAGACAGAAUUGAAAGAACUGGCACUGGAGGAAGAGCAGCUGAUUCAGGAGCUGGAGGACGUUGAGAAGAACCGCAAGAUUGUGGCUGAGGACUUUGAGAGAGUCAGGGCAGAGGCUGAGCGGCUGGAGCAGGAGGAGGCUCAGUACCAGAAGGAAUACUGUGAGUUCAAGAGGCAACAGCUGGAGCUGGAUGAUGAGCUGAAAAGUGUGGACAACCAAAUGCGCUAUGCCCAGAUGCAGUUGGAUAAAUUAAAGAAAACCAACGUGUUCAAUGCAACCUUUCACAUCUGGCACAGUGGGCAGUUUGGCACAAUAAAUAACUUCAGGCUUGGCCGUCUCCCCAGCGUUCCUGUGGAAUGGAAUGAGAUCAAUGCUGCCUGGGGGCAGACUGUGCUGCUUCUGCAUGCCCUGGCCAACAAAAUGGGUCUGAAGUUUCAGAGAUACCGUCUUGUCCCCUAUGGCAACCACUCCUAUUUGGAGUCCCUCACAGACAAAUCCAAGGAGCUUCCCCUGUACUGCUCUGGAGGCUUGAGGUUCUUCUGGGACAAUAAGUUUGAUCAUGCCAUGGUGGCAUUCCUGGACUGUGUGCAGCAGUUUAAAGAGGAAGUGGAAAAAGGUGAAACUAGGUUUUGUUUGCCUUACAGGAUGGACGUGGAGAAAGGAAAAAUUGAAGACACAGGUGGCAGUGGUGGCUCUUACUCAAUUAAAACACAGUUUAACUCUGAAGAGCAAUGGACAAAAGCACUAAAAUUCAUGUUAACUAACCUAAAAUGGGGCCUUGCCUGGGUCUCAUCCCAAUUCUAUAACAAGUAACUGCAGUCAGAACUUGGCCUGGCAACUGUGGAGUGUUUGCAUUGUGUUGGAGAAAGGCAAGUUAAGAUGUCUCUUAAUAUUAACCAGUACAAAAUGUUUACAAUACCAAAAAUCCACAAGACACUUUAUUUAAAAUACCAUUAUUACAAGUAGUUUGUAGAAAAGCAAUAUGCGAAGUUGUAUCAUUGAGCUGAUCAGAAUAAAACUCAACUAUUGAAUUGA